Mesorhabditis spiculigera is the source of this 5235-nucleotide messenger RNA. Lineage: Eukaryota; Metazoa; Nematoda; Chromadorea; Rhabditida; Rhabditidae. The record is from the annotation of a GenBank genome assembly.
AUGGCCGGGGAGUUUCGGACAAACCUCGGUUCGUUCUGCAGAAAUUUCGGGACAAUCACGAAGCCGGUGGCCGAUGAUUGGCUCAGCGUCAACUUUGCGAAUUACAAGGACAUUGUCGAGACGCUCGAAGAAGAGUACACCAAUGGGUCGCUGAUGCACGAGAUUGAAGCCCUGCUCGAGGAUCUGCAGGGCAUCGACAUGAAGGAAUUCACCCGUGAAUUCUGGAAAGAGAUGAAGGAUGGUGAAGGCCUAGAGCCGCUCGUCAUCUCGGCCAUCCUCUGGAUCCUCAUUGAGACGGCCGCAGAAAAGCACAGCAAAGAAGACGCGUUCCGGACCGGCUGCGCGGCGGCAUCACUCUACAUGCGGUUGAGCUCGAUUGACGGGGCCGCCGUCAGGAACUUCAUGCACGGCGCAAUCACACAGCAAGUGCUGGCCGUCUGGCGAGAUGCCUUCCGUGUCGUGAUAUUCGGCGUUCGUGACCUGGCCACGAUGGUCGUCGCCGUCGAUGUGAAGGGCGGACGCGGGAAGGGGCGCAAGCGCAAGAAGGACCUCGAUUUGACGGAUGCCAUCGACCGCCCAGAAAGCUACAUCCAGAAUUCGGUGGCGGUCAAAGUGCUGGAGGAGUCGACGUGCGUGCUGCUCCUGUUUUUGGGAAAGGUCGACCUCAACAACUCGAGCACAAUUGCCGAGGCGAUCGCCGACUAUGUGCGCGAUUUGGCGCGCAUCGAUUAUGACGAGACGGCGAAAGAAGAUUUUCGAGUGAAGCCCGUCGAGACAACACGCGACAUGGCACGCACGGCCCGAAUGGUCAACCGCUCGUUUGCCCUGGCGCAUGCCCUCUGUGACCCGCGACAUUCCGACGAUUAUUCACUGGUCUAUGAGCGCAUCGUGCAGCCGCGCCUUCUGGCCACCGAUCCGGACAACAACCCGUACAACAUCUCCAUCCCCACGGCUGCCAUCACCCUCGCGCAGGCCACGCUUAACUUUGUCAAGCUGCGCAUGGAGGACGCCGACGAGAAGGAGCAGAACAUUUUUUAUGAGCUCCUCAUCGCCUUGAUCAUGCGCGCCGACCCGCGAGCCCACUACCGCGAAUUUUUGCCGGGCACCAUCUUGCUGGAGCUGGUCAAGCUGCUGCCGGACGAGAAAGUUUUUGCGUUGCGCAAAAUGCUGCUCAUCCUCUCGCGACGCCCGAAGAUCAACGUGACGGCGAUGGCGGUUUGCUACGAGAUGAUUCGGUCCAAAUUUUUCGACUGGAGCAAACCCGACCCGGACUACGAGAAGUACGUCGCCGAGCAGGCUGAACGCAACGAGCGCAAAAACGCGACCAUGUUCGACCGGAGCGACGCGGAAAACGAGAGCCGCGACGAGGCCGAAGUGUCCGAGGAUGAGGGCGAGGUGGCACGGAAGAAGAAGGCCAAGAGGAAGUCGAUGCAAGCCGAUGCUCUCAAUAAAGACGCCAGCUUCCGCGAGGAGGACGGGGCCAAGAAGCAGAAACGUGUCAAGAAAAAGAAGGCGCACAAGAAUCCCUAUUUCCCGAGGGGCGAUGCGAUACUGUACCGCAUCCUCGUCGAGGCGCUGAUCUACCAGACGGCCAACGUUCGCUCCCGUGCCCUCCUGCUCAUCGGCCAAUUGAUGCAAACCGCCGAAUUUCUGCCCGGAUUGCGGGAUGCGGCCCAUGAUGUGAUUUUCGUGUUAUCCAUGGACGAGCAGACGCUGUACGACGAGGGGAGCAAGCCUAGCCAAAAUAUGUUCGCCGAGGACUCGCUCUUCAAGCUGUUGCUGAACGGGGCACGCGAUGAAUAUGCCGACGUCCGUCAAAAGUGUCUGGGCUGCCUCGAGCGCUACCUGCCCCACGUCGCCGAUCUGCACGCCUUCUCGCUGGGACUGCAUUUUAUGCAGCGCCUAUGCCUCGAUGGACAAGCCAGUGUGCGCAAGACCGCCUCGACGUCGAUGACCACCCUCCUGUCGGCGCUGGAAGAGGGCUCGGUUCAAUGGCAUAAAGUGGCCAAUUCCUGGGUGUCAAGCGUGUUCCCGAUGAUCGGCGACGCCGACGCGAAGAUGGCCGAACGCGUGGCCAGCCUCAUCUUGGAGCUCGUCUUCGAACCGCUGCUCGAGGCCACCGACAACGAGGUGGGCGGGCUGGCCGCCGAAGUGCUGAAGCGGAUCGCUCCCGGAUCGAGCAAUCGCGCCGAUCUCAUCAGGGCCCUUCAAGCCCAAGCUUCCCAAAACAAGCUGCACCAGAACGUCGUGCACAACCUGCAGAAACGGCUGGCGAAGGUGCAAAACGAGAACCUGUGGACCCUGUACGAUUGCCUCGUCCGCGUGUUUCCGAACGCGAUUGACCCGAAUUUCAUCACGCAGAAGUGGUUCGAGUACACGAAGGCGCCGCGGCCGCUCAACGAGUGGACGCCGAUGACGACUAUCCCGAGCGGAACAACGGCGCACGUCCUGCUCAACGUGAUGCGCAUCGGGCAGCAGAAGUUUGACGAGAAACAGCGCCAGCGGCUCGUCGACAAUUUCCAAGAGCACAUUCGCGCUUACACGGUUCCGACGCAGGUGAUCGGCGCGCUCUGGUUGACGAUGGCCUCUCUCUGCGACCACCAGCCCAACGGCGUCACCGACAAGCCGAGCCAACGCAUCUUGGACUUCUCCUCGGAGACGUAUCGCUUCGCCCUGGGCGUCUUUGGGUACAUCUGGAAGAUGCCGAUGGACGAAUUCCACAAGACGAUGCCCUAUCUCAAGCACGCCGACAUCGAUUAUGUCGAAACAUUCCUGAAGCGCAUGAUCACGAACACCGGGGUGGCCGUGCAGUACAACUUCAAGCUCAUCUACCUGAUCGACCAGGACACGAUCGGCGAUAUCCGGGAAGAGCCGUUGCUGCUCUCGUAUCUGCUCAAAAUCACCACCUCCUGCCUGUCGGACAUGCGCUUCGGGCUGCUGACCGACCGGAAGAAGAUCAAGCUCGACAACGGCCCUCAUCCAUUCGGCUUCCCACCAAAGGGCAAAGACGGCCAGUGGACGGUGUGUGCCGAGUGGCAAAAGCAGCGCUUCGCGUAUUCUGACGUCAUCCUGGGCUUCUCGGUGGAGUCGACGUUUUCGGACCGAAUUCGAGCGGCCGCUGCGUUGGCGCUUGGGUCGCACUGCAUUCUCGACAGCGAGCUGGCCCGUGUCAUCAUCCCGGAGCUGAAGACUACGCUGCUCAACGAUGUCGACGCGAUCAGGGCGAACCUGCUGGUGCCGUGCUGCGAUAUUAUGAAAAGAUUCCCCGUGGCCGAGACGCACGACCUGCCGGGCACGAUCGCCGUGCUUCUCGUCGACCCACAUCCGAUGAUUCGACUCCAGUGCUUGGAGAUGGUCACCCAUCUGCUGAAGGAGCAGUAUCUGAAAUGGGAGGGCCCGAUCAUGCACCUCUACCUAGCGCUGUGCAUCGACAAGAACCUGGAGACGUCCUCCUACGCCCAGGAUGCACUAAUUAAUGCCCUUCUUCCGCUCGACAAGGACAUGCUGUACGCCAACUACAUGGAAUAUCUCCUGUUCUACAACAAUGCGCCAUUCAAAUGGAAUGACAAGGAAGGGCUGGUGAGCGCACGGCGGCGUCAAGUGCGCGUGGACGGCAUCGGCGCCGAGAUGCAGCGGUACAACUGGCGGCAGACGCUGCUUCGAUUCGUCCUAUCGACAUUCACGGACGUUCAACGAUUCGGUACGAUGGUGCGAAUUUGCGAGGAUAUCCUGCUGCGUGUCGCCAACAAGGCCCUCGAUAUCAAGGACGACUGCAUCGACCGGCUCACCAUGGAUUGCCUCGAGCUUUUCAUAUCCGAGGAGAUGAGCUUCACCUAUUCGAUCGGGAAGAAACCGGCGGCCGCCGCGGAGGAUGAGGCCGAGGAGGCGCCAGAAGCCCCGGAAAAUGUCAUGUCGGCGGCGAAAGAGGGCGUGGUGGAGGCGUAUCGACGUGGAUUGACCGACAAGAUUCUGCCCAUCCUCUUCCAACUGCUCACCACAUGCGAGCGAGAGCGGGCCGGACGUCAUACGCGCAAAAUUACGCUCACUAUCGCGAUGCUGUGCAAGGAUCACCUCGAGCAUCUGGAGGACAUGCUGCGCGCCCUGCACCCCAACCGAGCCCGCCACAUCCUGCACGCGAUCCGCGACGACGACGGCUUUGUGAAGCGCGAGAUGGCCCUCCGCAAACACGACAAGGAACGCGACAACGCCGAGGAGUUGCGCUUACUCCUCGAAGAGAUCCAACGACCCAACGACGGGCUGCUCAAGUCGGCCAAGAAGCCGAAGACGCCAAAGAUAAGGCCGCGCAGCCGGAUGGCGCAGAACGAGACGACGUACGCCUACGACGGCCAGGCGGAGACGAUCGGGGCCGAUGGGCUGGUGCUGCUGCGCCAGGCAAGCGAGGCGCCUUCCGAGAAUGGACCCCCAAUCCCGCUGGCCGUCCCGCUCAGCGACGACGACGAUUCGGCCAUGGAUGCGGAUGCAGCGGCGACCGCUUCGACCGCCAACGAGAAUCCCGCGCCGGUUGAUGCCGAUACGGCCGAGCCGAUGGAGGUUGAAACUUCGCCUCCCGCCGUCAAGGUCGAGCCGGCCGAGGCGACGACUUCUUCAAGUCCGGCAGCUCGAGCCGCCGAAUCGACACAGGAAACUUCGGCACCGGCUUCAACUCGUCGGUCAACCGCGAGACGCUCGGAGUCGCGGUCCGCGGAGAAGCAGAUGGACACGGACGAGUCGACGGGCGACGUGCCGACGGCAUCGACCGUGGAGACGAUGGUCAAGGAGGAAGAGGCGGAAGAGAUGGAGGAGGACGAGCAAGCGCCGCCCGAACAGGAGCAAGAGGAUGUGGAAGAGGAGCCACCCGCUCCGGCUGUUGCAGUGAAAGAAGAGGUCGUCGAAGAAGAGCAAGCGGCUGAAGUCGAAGCAGAAGAGCCAAUGGACACUGAAUCGACCGCCGCCACGACCCCAGCGCGGACAUCGACCCGUCGCCGGAGUGCCAAGCGAGUUAGUGAAGUGGAGAACACGCCGCCGUCGACGGCUGUCAAGAGCGUGUCGAGCAGUGCAUUCGAGAACGACGAGACGAUGUGCCCGGGUGGUCGUCACUUUUCGACACCCAACAAGGACCCCGCCAACUUGGAGCUGACGUUCCCCGGCCUCGACUUCAGCGUGAUUCCCAAGGAUUCUGAGGUGACCCGAAAGCCACUGCGCAACAACUACGAGUCACUACCCGAGGCCAGCCCC